UCUGUCUGUGUGUGUGUCCGUGUGUCCGUGUGUUCCCCGCCGCUCACGUGACCGGCGUGACUCGGCGCUCACGUGAUCGCGCGGCGGCGGGGCCGUGCCGGAGCCGGGGCCGCGCUCGCCAUGGGCUGCUGCUACAGCAGCGAGGCCGAGGCCUCCGACCAGGAGGAAGAGACAAAGCGGCUGCUGGAGCCGGCAGCCAGCCCGCCCAACAAGGUGCUGAACGGAGCAGAGCAGAGCUACCACAACCUGCCGUCAGCACGCACCGAUGAGCAGGCCAUGCUGUCCUCCAUCCUCGCCAAAACAGCCAUCAACAUCAUCGACGUGUCGGCAGCGGAUUCCCAGGGCAUGGAGCAGCAUGAGUACAUGGACAGAGCCAGGCAGUACAGCACACGCCUGGCCAUGCUCAGCAACAACCUGACGCACUGGAAGAAGCUCCCACUGCUGCCAUCCCUGACUAACCAGCCGCACCAAGUGCUCGCCAGCGACCCUGUUCCCUUUGCAGACCUGCAGCAGGUGUCCCGGAUAGCUGCCUAUGCCUUCAGUGCGCUCUCACAGAUCCGUGUCGACGCCAAAGAAGAACUGGUUGUACAGUUUGGCAUCCCCUGAACCUGCCCCCACCACUGCUGCUUCAGCGCUUUGGGUUGUUUUCGGUUUUUUCCUGAUUUUUUUUUUUCUCUUUAUAUCCCUUCCCUCCCCAUGCUGCUGCCACAGAACUUGGACAGAUACCCUGUUUCCUACUAAAUGCCAAGGCGCCCAUCAUUGGCACAUUGAGCCCA
Molecule: messenger RNA, 776 nt
Organism: Agelaius phoeniceus (red-winged blackbird)
Lineage: Eukaryota; Metazoa; Chordata; Aves; Passeriformes; Icteridae
Gene: LAMTOR1
Product: late endosomal/lysosomal adaptor, MAPK and MTOR activator 1
Biological process (GO): cellular response to amino acid stimulus; positive regulation of TOR signaling; lysosome organization
Cellular component (GO): late endosome membrane; Ragulator complex; membrane raft
Molecular function (GO): guanyl-nucleotide exchange factor activity; molecular adaptor activity
Source: RefSeq, a predicted model, not a curated record